AUGACAGAUCAACCUGCGACGAAGAAAGUGAAACAUGAGAGAUUACAAUGUGAAUAUUUUGUCACCAAAAAAAAUAGAAGAUGUGGUAUGACAAGAUCAAAAGAGGCAAAAUAUUGUAGUGAACAUAUUAAUUUAUUGAAAAAGCAAGAAGGCCAUAAUUUACACAACAAACCUGAUGAUGAAAGAAUUCCUUGUCCCUACGAUCCAAAUCAUACCGUUUGGAAAUAUAAAUUGAAGAAACAUUUACCUAAAUGUAAUAAAUUUAAACUAGAUCAUGUUAAUGACAAUAAAUCAUUCUUUGUAGAAAAUUUAAACACUGUGAAUGUUCCAAUGAAGGCUCCAAUUGAUUUUAAUCAAUCACUCAGUAAUACCAUUGAGUUAAUCAAAAAAAUUCAAUUAAAUUAUGAUAUACAAUUUUCACAAUUGUCGAAUGAAACCAUGUCAAAUACAAGAUUGAUGGAAUUGACAAAUCAAAAGCAUGCUAUACAACAAUCUUCUCUGAUAGAAAAUUUAUUGACUGAAAAUAAAUCAAUACUUGAAAAUACUAAAACGUUAAGUAUUGCAGAAUUCGGUUGUGGUAAAGCUGAAUUCUCGAGAUAUUUAAAUCAAGUUAUCCUCGCUAAAAAUAAUACAAACCCACUAAAUUUUGUUUUCAUAGAUAGAGGAUCCAACAGAUUGAAAUUUGACACAAAGAUUAAAUUGGACACUUUACAAUUAACCAAGUCUCAGCCAAUCAUUAAGAGAUUGAAGAUUGAUAUCAAAGAUUUGAAAAUUGACGAGAUCCUAGAUGUUUCACAUAAUCAUGCCAUCAUUUCUAAACAUUUAUGUGGUGUAGCCACGGAUUUGACAUUAAAAUGUAUUUUCAAUAAUCCAAUCUUGAAAAAAUCAAUCAAUGCAAUCUGCAUAGCCAUGUGUUGUAGGCAUGUCUGCAAUGCGCAUGAUUAUAUCAAUCCCUCCUACAUCAAAGAUUUAAUGUCGUCACAUGAAACCGGAUUAUCUUAUGAAGAAUUUUUCUAUUGUCUAACCAAAAUGUGUUCUUGGGCCACCAGUGGGAGAAGCCCAGGUGCUGAGGAUGAUGAUAUUAUCAAAAUGGCCGAUGAUACAAUAAAUAUAACUGUUGCUGAAAGGGAGGAAUUGGGUUUGAAGGCAAGAAAAAUUGUAGAUUUAGGUAGGUUGAAAUGGGUUCAACAGAAUUUACAUCAAAAUGCUAAAUUAAUAAACUACGUUACAAAGGAUGUGUCAAUGGAGAAUGUGGCUCUAAUAACGCAGGACUCUUGA
Kazachstania africana CBS 2517 is the source of this 1278-nucleotide messenger RNA. It is a transcript of the gene TRM13, whose product is annotated as tRNA:m4X modification enzyme. Gene Ontology annotation, biological process: tRNA methylation. Bases 1 to 1278 code for a protein of 425 amino acids. The transcript has a single exon. NCBI's taxonomy places the organism in Eukaryota, Fungi, Ascomycota, Saccharomycetes, Saccharomycetales, Saccharomycetaceae. The record is from RefSeq and is a predicted model, not a curated record.